ACCUGACUACUAUAACCCUUCAACGGCCUUCAGUAACACGAGGUUUGCGUCAGAAAGUAUAUUCUGAACUAUAUUAAAAAUGCUCUCGACUUGUCGUCAACGUCUUUGUUCUAACCAAUAUGCACUUGCUGCUACUCGUCAAAUAUUUUCAGGACAGUUGACAAAUGCCAAUCAACAGCCCCUUCUAAUUGCUAGUUUAUCUAACAGCAAUGUUCAGAAAAGACUUCGGUCGGACAAAGUCAAGGGACAUGUUAUUGGUAUCGAUUUGGGAACUACGAAUUCAUGUGUGUCCAUUAUGGAAGGAAAAAUUCCCAAAGUCAUUGAGAACUCAGAAGGUUCUAGAACCACGCCAUCUGUCGUCGCAUUUACUGGCGAAGGUGAACGCUUGGUGGGCAUGCCCGCUAGAAGACAAGCCGUAACCAAUUCCCAAAACACUGUUUAUGCAACUAAAAGAUUGAUUGGUAGACGUUUUAAAGACCCAGAAGUUCAAAAGGAUUUGAAAAAUUUGUCAUACAAAAUUACACAAUCCACAAACGGUGAUGCAUGGGUUGAAGCUCAAGGCAAAGUAUAUUCACCAAGUCAAAUUGGUGCGUUUGUUUUGAUGAAGAUGAAGGAAACAGCCGAUUCUUAUCUGGGACAACCUGUUAAAAAUGCUGUAAUUACCGUACCCGCCUACUUCAACGACUCUCAAAGACAGGCAACCAAGGACGCUGGACAGAUUGCUGGAUUGAACGUCCUUCGAGUUAUCAAUGAACCAACUGCAGCAGCUUUGGCAUACGGCUUAGACAAAGCCGACGAUAAGAUUAUUGCCGUUUACGAUUUGGGUGGAGGUACUUUUGAUAUUUCUGUUCUAGAAAUUCAAAAAGGUGUAUUUGAAGUCAAGUCUACCAAUGGUGACACAAUUUUGGGUGGUGAAGACUUUGACCAUAUUCUCCUGCAAUACUUGGUUACCGAGUUUAAACGAGAUCAAGGAAUCGACAUUACUAAAGACAAAAUGGCUGUACAACGUUUAAAGGAAGCAGCAGAGAAAGCGAAAAUAGAAUUAUCUUCUUCGAUGCAAACCGAUAUCAAUUUACCAUAUUUGACAAUGGACGCUGCUGGCCCCAAACAUAUGAACUUGAAAUUGACAAGAGCUAAACUAGAGAGCUUGGUUGAGGACUUGAUUAAGAGAACAGUAGGUCCAUGCAAUAAGGCCAUGCAAGAUGCCGAAGUAAAGAAAUCAGAUAUCGGCGAAGUUCUAUUAGUCGGAGGAAUGUCAAGAAUGCCAAAAGUUCAACAAACCGUACAAGAAGUAUUCGGUCGAACACCAUCGAAAUCAGUCAACCCUGAUGAAGCAGUUGCAAUGGGAGCUGCUAUUCAAGGAGGUGUUCUAGCCGGAGACGUCACAGAUGUUCUACUUCUGGAUGUUACCCCAUUAUCUUUAGGUAUUGAAACACUCGGCGGAGUCAUGACUAAACUUAUCACAAGGAACACCACCAUUCCAACCAAGAAAAGUCAAGUAUUUUCCACUGCCGCUGAUGGUCAGACACAAGUGGAAAUUAAAGUUUUCCAAGGUGAAAGAGAAAUGGCUAAUGACAACAAGCUGUUGGGUCAAUUUCAACUCGUUGGAAUUCCACCAGCACCACGAGGUGUUCCACAAGUUGAAGUCACUUUCGACAUUGACGCUAAUGGCAUAGUUAAUGUCUCUGCCAGGGACAAGGGAACCGGAAAAGAACAACAAAUUGUUAUCCAAUCUUCAGGUGGUCUUAGUAAAGAUGAAAUUGAAAACAUGGUUAGAACAGCAGAAGAAUUCGCAGAGGAAGAUAGAAUCAAGAAAGAUAGAGUUGAAGUUGUAAAUCAGGCCGAAGGAAUCAUCCAUGAUACUGAAUCAAAGAUGGAGGAAUACAAAGAUCAAUUGCCUCAGGAAGAAAUGGAUAAAAUGAAGGAAAAUAUCACAACUUUGAAAAAAGUUUUAGAAAAUAAAGAAAAUGAAUCACCUGAAAACAUUAAAAAUGCAACUAAUGAACUACAACAAAGUUCUUUGAAAUUGUUCGAAAUGGCAUACAGAAAGAUGGCAUCGGACAGAGAAGGAUCCAGUUCAUCUGACAAUAGCAGCAGUUCCGGUUCUGCUGAUCAAGAUAAGAAAGAAGACAAAAAUUAA
Messenger RNA from Dimorphilus gyrociliatus, 2140 nucleotides. NCBI's taxonomy places the organism in Eukaryota, Metazoa, Annelida, Polychaeta, Dinophilidae. The record is from the annotation of a GenBank genome assembly.